This is a messenger RNA of Bombina bombina (fire-bellied toad), 991 nucleotides long. It is a transcript of the gene CNTD1, whose product is annotated as cyclin N-terminal domain containing 1. NCBI's taxonomy places the organism in Eukaryota, Metazoa, Chordata, Amphibia, Anura, Bombinatoridae. Gene Ontology annotation, biological process: reciprocal meiotic recombination. The transcript has 7 exons. Gene Ontology annotation, cellular component: site of double-strand break. The record is from RefSeq and is a predicted model, not a curated record. Bases 1 to 930 code for a protein of 309 amino acids.
AUGAACAGUUUGCCAAAGGCAACGCACUCUAUCCCUGGUGCUGUAUAUGGGGUGGUGUCGACAGAUAUCUUAGAGGACAUUCUUGUUGACUUGGCAAAGGAGAAUGAAGAAAGACUGGCCAAUCUCUCUGAAUAUGCUGGCAGUUUCAAACAUCAAAAGGUCAUAGAGUUGGUUUUCCUCUUGUCAGAACUAUGGUGCCAGGACAGCUCUACAAAGUAUCAAGCAGUGGAAAUAUUAGAUAGGUUCAUGAUCUUACACAUUGAGGAGAUGUAUAAUUCCACUGCAGAAUCCAAGAAGGAAGUGGAGGCAUCACAUUGUAGGACCUGGAACUCAAUAAAAUCCAGUCUGUGUGACACAUUUAUGUUACGCAUUGUGUCCUGUGUUCAAAUCGCUAGCAAGUUAUACUUUCACUGCCAUAUAAUCAAUAACAACGCAGUCCUACAGUUUUUGAAAUCAGCUGGUUGCACCUAUAACAAAGUGGAGGUCUUGGAGUCGGAACUCACCGUGCUAAAGACUCUGAAGUUUCGUAUAAACCACCUCUCUCCUUUCACCUAUGUAGAAAUGCUAUUAGAAGUUUUAGGACACAAUGGCAGCACAGUAUCCCUAAAGGACUUUCGUGAUAUGUGUAUAAAGGUCAUGGAUCUUGUUUAUUUGUUAAGAAACCCCAUCUAUGACAUGUUACUGAAAGCUUCCGUAGACCUAUCAACACCAAGUGACCUGCAGAGGACAAAGUUUGUAUCUGUAAAGGAAGAUCAAAUGCUCCUGGCUACUGGUGUCAUUGCUACAAGUGCCUAUAUACUAAUUCAGGGCUCCUGGAAUGAGGUGUUGGACCAUCUACAGUGCAUUACAGGAAUCACAGUAAGCAGCACAUUUGAAAUAUCAUCAGUGAUACUGAAGCAAUGUGUUGGAGUCACUGAUCUCAUAAAGUAAUAUUUACUUGAUUUAUAAAUUAAUAACUGAGAUACUUCAGAAAGGUUUCUUUUGUUUGACU